CCUAGAUUGGACAUUUGCUACAUAUAAAUGCGCACUACUGAUUACGUAUAAAAGAAUUCGCAAAUCAUCAGGCUGCCGUUUCUACAAAAUCCUUUCUCCUGUAACGAGAGAAAGGGGAGCCAUGGCUGGUGCGGCAUAUGGUCAGCUUAAUCUCGAAGAAUCGCCAUCAUGGGGUUCUCGAAGCGUAGAGUGUUUCGAAAAGCUUGAACAAAUUGGUGAAGGAACAUACGGUCAAGUAUACAUGGCCAGAGAAAUAAAAACUGGUGAAAUUGUUGCAUUGAAGAAGAUACGUAUGGACAAUGAAAAAGAAGGGUUCCCCAUCACUGCAAUUCGUGAAAUUAAAAUUUUAAAAAAGCUACAGCAUGAAAAUGUCAUCAAGCUAAAAGAGAUUGUGACUUCAUCAGGUCCAGAGGUGGAUGAACAUGGGAAAUCAGGUGGACACAAGUACAAGGGUAGUAUAUACAUGGUUUUUGAAUACAUGGAUCAUGAUUUAACAGGACUUUCUGAUCGCCCUGGACUUAGAUUCACAAUCCCCCAGAUCAAGUGUUAUAUGAGACAACUGCUCACAGGUCUUCACUAUUGUCAUGUGAAUCAAGUACUUCAUAGAGAUAUAAAAGGUUCUAAUCUUCUGAUUGAUAAUGAGGGGAACUUAAAGCUUGCUGAUUUUGGGUUAGCUCGUUCAUACUCUACAGAUCAUAAAGGAAAUCUCACAAACCGUGUUAUUACUUUGUGGUAUAGACCUCCUGAAUUGCUACUUGGAGCUACAAGAUAUGGUCCAUCAGUUGAUAUGUGGUCAGUUGGUUGUAUCUUUGCUGAACUUCUGCAUGGAAAACCAAUCUUAACUGGCAAAAACGAGCCUGAACAAUUGAACAAGAUAUAUGAACUUUGUGGGUCCCCUGAUGAGAUAAACUGGCCCGGAGUUUCAAGAACCCCUUGGUACAGCAAGUUUAAACCAAGCAGGCAGAUGAAGAGGCGAGUCAGGGAUGUUUUCAGACACUUUGACCGUAAUGCCCUUGAGUUACUAGAGAAGAUGUUGACUCUCGAUCCUUCACAAAGGAUUUCCGCAAAAGAUGCAUUGGAUGCUGAAUAUUUCUGGACUGAUCCCUUGCCUUGUGACCCAAAAAGUCUGCCAAAGUAUGAAUCCUCGCAUGAAUUCCAAACAAAAAAGAAAAGACAACAACAGAGACAAAACGAAGAAAUGGCAAAAAGACAGAAAGUCCAACACCCACAGCAGCACGCGCGAUUGCCACCUGUCCAACAAUCCGGUCAACCCCAACCACAGCACUGGGCGGGCGGGCAUAACAACCACCCGAUGGGAAACAACCCGGGUCAACCUCCAUUGACCGCAGGUGGACCUAGCCACCAUCAAUAUGGAAAGCCUCGCGCAGCUGGGCCCAACCGCUACCCGCCAGGUGGAAACCCUAACCCGACCGUGGGUGGUGGCGGGUAUUAUCCGGAUCGGUCAGCGGGUCAAGGUGGUGUUGGGUUUAGUGGUGGGCCGUAUCCUCCGCAGCCUCGUGCGCCGGGUGUCAGUGGGCCCAGGGGUUCUUCGGGUGGUUAUGCGCCACCGAAUUAUACGCAGAAUGUUCCGUAUGGUGGUGGGUCUGGGGCGGGUGGUGGUGGUGGUGGUGGUGGUGGGGGUAGAGGUCCUAAUGUAGGGGGUAACCGCAACCAGCCGUACAACUGGCAGCAGCAAUAG
Messenger RNA from Lactuca saligna, 1699 nucleotides. The record is from the annotation of a GenBank genome assembly. NCBI's taxonomy places the organism in Eukaryota, Viridiplantae, Streptophyta, Magnoliopsida, Asterales, Asteraceae.